Kwoniella mangroviensis CBS 8507 is the source of this 561-nucleotide messenger RNA. RefSeq lists its product as uncharacterized. The transcript has 2 exons. NCBI's taxonomy places the organism in Eukaryota, Fungi, Basidiomycota, Tremellomycetes, Tremellales, Cryptococcaceae. Bases 1 to 561 code for a protein of 186 amino acids. The record is from RefSeq and is a predicted model, not a curated record.
AUGCAGCACGACAAGCCUCUAUCUGCUCCACCAAGUGUCGUGGCUCAGGGGAAAGGCACGGACCGCGAGGCUAGAAGUGAAGAGAGACCAAGUCUGGAAGAACAGGAUAGCGUGCCGAAUGAUCUACUGAGCAUGGAAGUGACAAGGAGACGUGAGCUCUUAGCUCGACUAUUGAGCUCAUGUGGUAUUUCGGGUAGCGAGGGCAGCCAGGAUCAAUACUACACACUUGUCAAUCCUUGCAAUCCAACCAAGACUUUCGAAAUGAGUACCGAGCAGUACGGACAGAUAAUGUCGAGAUUUACUGCUGAACGCGCUCAAAGAUCCAAUCCUGCUAGUCGUACGGUUUCCAGAAACCCCUCGGAGGCUCAAGUAGCACACGUGACCGAUAAGGCCAUUACGCCUACUGAAUCAAGAGAUUUCUCGAGUGCUGCGUCCCGGUCCUCCAAUCUUGCGAGAUCCAGCGAUAAAUCAAAUAUAGCUGUAUCGCAUGAAGAUAACAAGCAGGACGGUGGAUUCUUCUCACACGGGGCGGUGUUUAGUAGGAAUGCACCACCAGAAUAG